CUUCGACAUACUGCUUUAAUGCUUAAUAUGUGCUAUUUUAUAGCGCUCAAGAACAAUUCACCACCGUCGGUACUUUCUGAUAUCGAUUUAAGCUGCCCAGAUGAAUGGUAUAAACUCGGGCGGAAAUGCUUGAAGACGUAUCACGUCGAGAAGAGUUGGCCUCAAGCGUUGAAGAUGUGCUCUAGGUACGGUGCCCACUUAGUCCGAAUCGACACACCGCGAGAGAAUAAAUUCAUCGCGUCAUUACUUUCACGCCCCGGCAGGAGGUCGCAGCAACAAGCAUGGAUUGGUCUCGUUUCUAAGCCACAAGUAGAGGGGAUUGCUUUUCUAUGGAGUGACGGAGUACCUGCCAGUAGAUACGUGGGAUUCUGGAAGGAUUCACAUCCCGAUCAUAAAUCAGGCAGUUGCACAAUGGUGAAGCUAGAGUGGAGCAUCGAGAGCUGCAAUAUUUUGCGACCGUUCAUUUGCGAAAAGCCUUCUUGUGUAAUAGGUUCCUUCUUCUGUGCGAGCUGCGGCUGCGUUGCAAAGUCGCGGAGAUGUGAUGGCGUUCAGGACUGCGAUGAUUUUAGUGAUGAAUUGAAUUGCCCUGCGCCACCAACGGCAGUGGGCUGUCUGCAAUACGAAAAAGGCGAGUCUGGUAAGUUUUCGACACCCGACUACCCACAACCAUAUAAAGCCAAUUUAAAUUGCCGAUGGAUGAUCGAAGCACCGAUAAAUAGCCGCAUUCAGCUAACGUUCGAUGUUUUCGAGACCGAAGAAUUCGUUGAUGUCGUUACCGUGCUCGAUGGCGGGCCAGCAGGAAACAGUACAACUGGAACAAGAAGUGAGAAAUUUGAACUGGUUUCGUCAACAAACAUGGUUAUCGUUCAGUUCAGAACUGAUGCCGUUGUGCAAGCCCGCGGUUUUCAUACGCAUUGGAGAGCUGUGAAAUUCGUGUGUGGUGGUGUGCUUACAGCACAAGCUUUCGGUCAGACGUUCUCCUCUCCUCACUAUCCAGUCGACUAUCCGGCUGGAAGCGAAUGCGUCUGGACAAUUCAGGCGCCGAAAUCGCAACUGAUUACAUUAAAAAAACGGAGAAUAUUGUGGGGUCCUCACAACCAGUGA
This is a messenger RNA of Angiostrongylus costaricensis, 1104 nucleotides long. Lineage: Eukaryota; Metazoa; Nematoda; Chromadorea; Rhabditida; Metastrongylidae. The record is from the annotation of a GenBank genome assembly.